This is a messenger RNA of Aureobasidium pullulans EXF-150, 1575 nucleotides long. RefSeq names its product thioredoxin-domain-containing protein. Lineage: Eukaryota; Fungi; Ascomycota; Dothideomycetes; Dothideales; Saccotheciaceae. The transcript has 3 exons. Gene Ontology annotation, molecular function: protein-disulfide reductase activity; protein disulfide isomerase activity. Gene Ontology annotation, biological process: response to endoplasmic reticulum stress. Gene Ontology annotation, cellular component: endoplasmic reticulum lumen. The record is from RefSeq and is a predicted model, not a curated record. The coding region runs from base 1 to 1575 and encodes 524 amino acids.
AUGGUGAAUCUUCAGUCAUUGACUGUCGCCGCGGCUGGUCUGCUACUGCUGCCCUCGUCGCAAGCUGCCGGCCUCUAUACCAAGAACUCGGGCGUGCUCAACCUCGAUGCUAGAAGCUAUCGUUCUUUGAUUGCUAACUCGAACCACACUUCGAUUGUCGAAUUCUACGCUCCAUGGUGCGGUCACUGUCAGAGUCUGAAGCCUGCCUACGAGAAAGCCGCCAAAUCUCUCGAUGGUCUUGCCAAAGUCGCUGCCGUCAACUGCGACGAAGAAGAGAACAAGGCUUUCUGCGGCAGCAUGGACGUCAAGGGCUUCCCCACCUUGAAGAUCGUCCGUCCCGGAAAGAAGGCUGGAAGACCUUCGGUCGAGGACUACCAGGGUGCGAGAACCGCAAAGGCCAUCGUUGAAUCCGUCAAGGAGAAGAUUCCUAGUCAUGUCAAGAGAGUGACAGACAAGGACUUGGAUGACUGGCUGACCGAGAACAACUCUUCGGCCAAGGCCAUCCUGUUCAGCGAGAAGGGUGUCACCAGUGCACUUCUCAAGGCUGUGGCCAUUGACUUCUUGGGUUCCAUCUCAGUUGCUCAAAUCAGAAGCAAGGAGGUCAACGCAGUCUCUCUCUUCGGCGUUAGCUCUUACCCCGCUCUUGUUCUGCUUCCUGGCGGCACCAAGGACCCCAUCCCCUACUCAGGCGAGAUGACCAAGGAUUCCAUUACCUCGUUCUUGUCUCAGGUUGCUAAGCCCAACCCUGACCCUGCUCCUUCGUCCAAGUCCAAGUCAAAGCCCAAGGCUUCAUCGAAGGACUCCAAGCAGUCUUCCAAGGCUUCGUCUCAGUUCUCCAAGGCAUCAUCUUCUCAUCGUUCCGACGAAUCUGCUAGUGUCAAGGCCUCCCAGACUGCCGAGACACUUGAGGAGAACAGCAACCCUACCGAGAGUCCGAACCCUCGAGUCAACACUGAUGAUGCUCAGAAGCCUAUCAAGGUCCCCGAUGUUACUCCUCAGAUCACUACUCUCGAUACCCCCGAGUCUCUCCAGCAAAGCUGCUUGACCUCGAAGUCUGGUAUUUGCAUCCUGCUCCUUGCUCCGUCUGCCUUUGUUCAGACCACAGACUCGCCCGUCGCCAAGGCUGUCGAUGCUCUGUCUGAAUAUCACCACAAGCACACCAAGCGUGGAGGCAAGCUGUUCCCCUUCUACAAUGUGCCCGCGUCUGCGUCAUCCGACCUGCGCUCGGCACUGAGCCUGGCCGACGAUACUCUUGAGAUUGUCGCCAUCAACGGAAAGAAGGCCUGGGUCAAGCGUUACGCUGGUGUCUCUGAUGUCAGUCACAACGCCAUUGACACUUGGGUUAACUCCAUUCGCAUGGGCGAGGGCAAGAAAGAGAAGCUGUCCGAGAGCGUCAUAGUCGAGGCGGCCGCAAAGCCAACUCCACCCGUUGCUGAGAAGGCUAAGAAGACCGAGAAGGCUAAGGAGAAGGUCGAUGUUCAGAUGGAAGAGCUCACCGAUGAGCAGUACGAGCAGUUGAUGAAUGCUCACAACCUGAAGCCUGUGGAAGAGUCGGCCACUCACGAUGAGCUCUAG